AUUGCAACAGUGGAGAAGUGCGCCAAUAAAUCUAUUCUUACCAGCGUGUUAACUGGCGUAGAAUUCUCGUAACAUGUAUCUCAUUGUUCGUCCAAGCUUACUGUCCCUUAAGCCGUACGAGGGAAAGAGCCGACGUAGCGUAUUACUGUUCAGAAUUGUUUCCAUAGUUCAGGUCUAACAAUUUUGUUAUCGGCUGUACUUAUCGUGAAAUACCAAUGUCUGGGAGGCAGUCAGGUAUGCAGAUCGCUGAUUGGCUAUAUUUAAGACCGGUUCUGUUCGUUUCCUGGCAACGCGUAAACAAUGUCAAAGUCAAAAGGAUGAAACGUUAACCGUUGCACGUGAACAUUUUACAUCGGAAGAUCUCCUUAGCGCACGUGUAUGCGCGUUACGCUUGUUCGCUCUAAUCCUAAUAAUGAUUCAUGCAUAUUGCAUAAGAUCGUUUGUCAUGUUAAGAAGGAAGUUAUUUUUCGUUCCAUGAUUGAACGGAGAAGUUGUAAAAAUUGAAUAAUAAAUCUAGCACGCUUGUGUUUUAGUAACAGAAAGUGUAAAAAGCUCCGAAUAAAUCAAUGUAUAUGGGAAAUAUUAAAAUUUAUAAGACAAGGCUCAAUGUUAUGGGAAUGCAUUAAAGAAGAUGAAAAUGAUGAAUGAAGAAUUAAAGGUGAUAGACUGUUUCAUGGUCAGGCGAUAUUGGUGCAACCUGACGGAAUUGUAAUGAAAUGGGACGUCACGUGAUCAUACUCAAAUGAUGGCUUCUUGUUGGAAUAUAACAAGUGUAUGACGACGAAAAAUGGGGGAGAAUAUUCAGGGAUCUUUCGUGUCUGAAAAAAUUUCUAAAAUAAGGUGGAAGCACGAAGACUUCACUGAAGCCAAAACUUUUUUAACCGGCAGUUGGGAUAAUCCGGUCAAUAAAAUUACAUACUGGACAUUUGAAACAAAUGAAGAUAAUGAGACAUACCCAGCUGUUAUAUCUUCACAUGCUUUUCUUGGAGAUGUAACGGAAUUAAAGUUUAUAAGCAAAGACUUCUUUGUCGCAUCAUCAUCAUUAGGAUCAGUAAGAUUAUUGCAAAUCCAAGAGAAUCCAUACGCACAAUUUAAAGAGCACAUGUCAUGGGAUUUUAUUCACAACUUUAAGACAGGAGAUUAUGCAUCAUGCACUGCCCUUUCCACCUUUGAACAGGAUAUAGUUUCAGUAGGCGAGGAUGGUAGAAUUAAUUUACUUACAGCCCGUCAAAAAAAACCAGUCAGAACUAUAGAGAAUGCAGACAGUUGUUCACUAUACUGUGUUGAUUUUUUGCGGCACAGUGAAAUCCUUACAGGAAACUUACGUGGGCACAUGAAAGUUUGGGAUCUAAGAAAUGACCAGGAUAUACCAGCAACUACUUUCAUGCUUUCGGAACAAUUAAAAACAGAAGCAGUAAGCAUAGCACAUCAUCCAACUCAAAGACACAUUGUUGUUGCUGGUGGUGGGGAUGGUAGCUUAACUGUCUGGGAUUUGCGACACAAUACUUAUCCGAUCUCGCAACUAAAUGCUCAUGCAAGAUCUGUUAGCGAAAUAUUAUUUCAUCCAGACCGCCCUGAAAAUCUAUUUACUUGUUCGGUCAGUGGGGAGUUGUGGCACUGGAACAACGCACAGAAAACAAAAAUGAAAUUAGAUUCCAUCGAUUCACAUUGGCUGAAUACCAUCGGUGCAAAUGGAAAGGUCAGUGUCGUUUCACUUUGCACUGCAAUGCACAAACCAAUAAACAGCAUCGAUAUUGAUAGAUCAACAUUAUUAUUUGGAUGCGAUAACGAAGCAAUAUAUGUCGUUAAGGAUAUAAUUGUUUGAAUGCACAAACAGUACCUAAAUAAUUUUUACAAUUGUGUAUUGUGUGAAAUAAAGGUUAUUUUCAAUAAUA
Messenger RNA from Cephus cinctus (wheat stem sawfly), 1895 nucleotides. Its product is annotated as nucleoporin Nup43. Gene Ontology annotation, molecular function: protein binding. The transcript has 9 exons. The coding region runs from base 788 to 1825 and encodes 345 amino acids. The record is from RefSeq and is a predicted model, not a curated record. Gene Ontology annotation, cellular component: nuclear pore outer ring. Lineage: Eukaryota; Metazoa; Arthropoda; Insecta; Hymenoptera; Cephidae.